Molecule: messenger RNA, 1119 nt
Organism: Gossypium raimondii (Peruvian cotton)
Lineage: Eukaryota; Viridiplantae; Streptophyta; Magnoliopsida; Malvales; Malvaceae
Exons: 3
Coding region: 243-890 (215 amino acids)
Cellular component (GO): cytoplasm; membrane
Source: RefSeq, a predicted model, not a curated record
CCCACCUACAGUUCCCAGGGAAGAAGGCGAAGAAGCAAAAAAAACAUUAACCAUUUUUAUAUUUCAUAGACUUCCCUGAAAAGGAAUUUGUUUUUGAAAGAAAAAGAAAUAAUCUUUCUUUGAUUUCAUUAUCUCACUGUGUAAAAUGAAACCCUGUAACUAAACAUUAGAUCUGAAUGAUCAUUUCUUUUUUCAUUUUUUCUUGAUCUCUGUUUGUUCAUUUCUGUUGUAAAAGAAAAGAAAUGUUGAAGUUGUGGAAAUGGUAUCAAAAUUGCUUAGCAAUCCACCCAGUGAAGACACAGGUUUUAAGCUCAGGCUUGAUUUGGGGUUUUGGUGACAUAGCUGCUCAAACUAUUACUCACUCUACUGCCAAAAAACACCAUCAUUUGCAGGAAAAGGAUAAAGAAUUAAAGGUUAAUUGGAAACGUGUGGCUACAACAAGUUUGUUUGGGUUCGGAUUUGUUGGACCAGUCGGACAUUACUGGUACGAAGUUUUGGACCGAUGCAUAAGGUUUGGACUUCGUUUACGACCCUAUUCUUUUCGUUUCGUGGCUACUAAAGUUGCAGUCGACGGGUUUAUCUUCGGGCCAUUGGAUUUACUUGUGUUUUUUACUUACAUGGGAUUUUCUGCGGGAAAGAGUGUUCCCCAAAUCAAAGAAGAUGUAAAGAGGGAUUUUGUACCGGCAUUAAUUCUCGAAGGAGGGCUAUGGCCAAUUGUUCAAGUCGCAAAUUUCCGAUAUAUACCGGUGAGAUACCAACUUCUAUAUGUAAACAUGUUCUGCUUGUUGGAUAGUUGUUUCUUGUCAUGGAUCGAACAACAAGAGGAUGCUCCAUGGAAGCAAUGGCUAAAUUCUUUGAUACAUUCAAAGGAGAAAAAGGAUGAAGGUUAAUACAUUUAUUGAGAAUUUUGAUGUUGAUGCACUGAAGGACUGUGUUUGGCAUCAUUGUGCAUAUACAUGGUGAAAUAGAUAUCUAUGCUAGUUUUGGAGAAUUGAAAAAAGAAAGGAAGAAAAUUUAUGCUCCAUUGAAGGACUUCUUGAACCCUUUGGGAUACAAGUGAUCAUUGUUAUUCUGUUAUCUCAUUCCUCUUGAUAAAUGAUUUUGAUAAUUCUCUUUUAA